GGCCGUGGCCACGAAAGAGGCUGAAGAACUUGAGCUGCUAGUUACGACGGUUAUGGGCACAAUUUUGGGACCCGAGCACCCUGAUAGAUUGGCCAGAGGUGGAUAAGUAAAGCUGAAGAAGCGGAGGCGCAUGUCAUGGUGAUGCGAAGGAAGACGCUGGGACCUAAUCACCCCGAUGUGCUAACCAGCAUGGCCAAUCUGGCAUCAACAUUAUGGGCGCAAGGAAGAUGGAAGGAAGGAAGAUUGUUUUGGGAUCGGAGCAUCCUGACGCGCUAAUCAGCAUGUGGAAUCUGGCACAUACAUGGGAAGCCCAAGAUCGGAAGGUCGAUGCCAUUGGCUUGCUUCAGGAUUGCGUCGACCUGUUUGAAGAAUACCUUGGGCCUACCCGUCCCAACACCAUUGACGCCAUUGUGGAUCUGGAAUCGUUGCGGCAAAAUAUUGCUUAAUAUCUGUUUGAUGCUGUGCUGCCAAAGGAAGUCGCCCGUUGUGACAUGCAGAAGGAUUCGCC
Molecule: messenger RNA, 508 nt
Organism: Aspergillus aculeatus ATCC 16872
Lineage: Eukaryota; Fungi; Ascomycota; Eurotiomycetes; Eurotiales; Aspergillaceae
Exons: 1
Coding region: 213-446 (77 amino acids)
Molecular function (GO): protein binding
Source: RefSeq, a predicted model, not a curated record